This is a messenger RNA of Pseudophryne corroboree (corroboree frog), 2535 nucleotides long. RefSeq names its product ADP ribosylation factor like GTPase 6 interacting protein 6 (gene ARL6IP6). Lineage: Eukaryota; Metazoa; Chordata; Amphibia; Anura; Myobatrachidae. The record is from RefSeq and is a predicted model, not a curated record. The coding region runs from base 214 to 888 and encodes 224 amino acids. The transcript is spliced from 5 exons.
CUGGCGCUAUGUGACUUGCUGCAGGCUGAGGAGGGCACGCAUGCGCACUAGCUUCUCUAAAUAACCCUCAGAGCGGCGGAAGGAUACCCUCAGAAACUUUAACUUUUGUCCCAAUUUGUAUUAAUCUGCAACAAUUGUUUCUUUGUAAUGCAGCGGCAUACACUCUAUUUGUACCAUACAUAAUAGUUUCUAUGGAACAAGUACGUAUCAGACAUGAGAAUACAUCCCCAGAAAGAUUCCUGGAUGGAUGCCUCUUAUGUGACAAGUGCUAGGCGGCUAAGGAGCACGAGCCGCCGCCCCGUUGUCUCUGCUAGCGCCACAUCUCACGGUGUGCUAGGCUGGGGGCCACAGGAGGACAUCCAGGAAGUGGUGAAAAACCUGGAGAGUGACUUAAUUGAGACUGCUGCUUCCAAAACCAACCACCUCAGAGAGGCCUCGCUACUCUAUUCGGGGCUUGAGCAGUCUGGACAGAAUGGAACAGUAACAUCACAAGUGGUCACUUCCAAAAGAGGCAAAAGAUGGGCAGCCAGGUUGUUCUCGAUGUUAUGCUGUCUUGUGAUAGUUAGCAUCCUCGCUGUUCUGUUUGUCGUUCUAUAUAUUGUGGUACAAGAUAUGCAGUCUGGAAAAGUGAAUGAAGAUGGGGUUAAAACUAGUCUUUUAGGAUUCUGGGCUCUUCUGGUUCUGUCUCUUCUUGCCGGCCUAUCGUGCUGCAGCUUUUCUUGGACUGUUACGUACUUUGACUCUUUUGAACCAGGAAUGUUUCCACCCACUCCGCUGUCUCCUGCACGUUUCAGGAGAAUGACAGGCCAUUCAUUCCACAUUGGCUACACCAUGGCAAUACUUAAUGGCAUUGUGGCGGCUCUCACUGUUCUCUGGUGCCUGCUCUGAAUGUAUAUCACACUGUACUUUUCCUCUAGGAUCCAGGAUCCUGUACAGAUCACGAACAACGUCGCCUUUAGAAGCCUGUACUUGGCAUUUUAACAAGCAGACUCAAAAAAAUGUUUCCAUAGGAUAAUUUUUUAUAUCCAUUAUAAAUAUAUUUCAGAGGCUUUUAAAAUAAUUUUGGUUUUAUUAUUUUAUGUUGAGGCAGUCAUAUUUUUUUUCAUUGUAUUUGGUUGUCCAAGUUAUUUUUGGGCCUACUUUUUUUUUUUACCUAACUGAAAAUAGAAAGAAAAAUGUUAAAAGCUUGUUUAAAGCACAUGUUUAGAGCUUAGUCAACAUGGGAUAAAGUUAUUAUUCAGUAUUCUUAUUUCAGUAACCUGCAUGGGAGCAUAGUGUGUGGCUGCAAGGGAUUGGAUGUGUGGCUCUACAAUUGCCAUGCUGAUUAUUUUGUUUUACAAAGUUCAUAUAGGUUGAUAUUGUUAGGAAACUCAUAGUUUCUAUGCAGGAUCAAAUAGACCAAUGAGUAGGGUGUUUGACUGAAAUGCAGCAGGUUAUAGGUUUGAUUCCUGGGUAUGGCAGUAUAUUAAAAUGUGUUAUUUAAUAAAGGGUAUUGUAAUUAAAUAACAGCGAGCUCUCAAGUUAAGUGCACAAAUUUGGUAUAAAGAGGAUAUGUGUCCAAAUCCAUUUUCUUGCACUGUUCUAUAAAUGUGUGUAUAUUAUAUCAAUUUUGUCAUGCCCCUUCCCCUUGUAUUUGGUUGUCUAAAAGUUAUUUUUGGGCCUACUUUUUUUUUUUUACCUAAUUGAAAAUAGAAAGAAAAAUGUUAAAAGCUUGUUUAAAGCACAUGUUUAGAGCUUAGUCAACAUAGGAUAAAGUUGUUAUUCAGUAUUCUUAUUUCAGUAACCUGCAUGGGAGCAUCCAUGCUACUCCAUUAACAAAAAAUAAAUAAAAAAUAUAUAAUUAUUCUAAUUAUACUUAUAUAAAAUAUAAGAAUUCUAUCCGUUUAAUGCAUUUUUAAUGCAAACAUUUCUGACCAAUUUGUCCGGAUCUCUUGGGUCAUAGUAGUGGAUUAAAUAUCCCACAAGAUGACUACAGGGAAAAAGUCUUAAAAUAAUAUUCAAUAGUGGCAACAUUUAAACAAUAGUAAUUCAAAAUAUAUGUUUUAUUAUUGUAACAAAACUUUUUAUUUGAUGUUAUUUUGAUGUGUCCCAUCCCACUUAAAGGGGUUGACCUACCAUGUUAAUGUACUGCCCUUUCUAUUUAUAAAAUCAGGAGGAAAGAGAAAGCCCAGAAUUGGGUAAGGGUAUUCAAGUGUUGCAUUUACAUAAAAGGACAGUCCGACGUACAUCUACAUGCAGGAAAGGUGCAUUACAUAAGGGGUUUUGCCAGUAAGUAGACAACCACGUUAACAAUUUAGAUUUGUCAUGUAGCCAAAAACUUUUGGAAUGACCAAAAGAUUUUUAAGAGCUUUUCCACAAUUCUCAAUUGAAAAUGUUUGUAUACUGAUGUAAAAUAUUGGGAAAUCUAAUAUUUAUACCGCUUUUACAGUCUGUCUUUUAAGAUGUAGUCAUAGGGAGUAAAACAAUAAUAGUUUUUUAAAAAUUUGUAUAAAUGUAAAAAAACUCUUUACUAGUAACAAGCAUUUACAAAAAAUA